AGUUUACAUAUUGACAGUCACCACGUCACCUAUGUCAUCGCCUAUGACGUCAACAGUAGCUUCGUCGACAGUACGUACCGCCAUUACGACCUCAAUAGUAACGCCUCCAACAUCAGGUACCACAACGGAGGCUGCACCGAGUACUACACUCACUCCAUCUACAACGCCUCCAACAUCAGGUACCACAACGGAGGCUGCACCGAGUACUACACUCACUCCAUCUACAACUACUACAGUAUCGCAACCGACGCCAAAACCUACACGACCCACGUCGUGUAACCUGUGUAAUGGACCCCCGUUUAUCUGUGAGGAUAGAUACAUAGCUCACCAGUGUCAAAGUGUAGACCAGCAGUUCUGUGUGACGACCAUCCACAACAACGAUGACGGCACUCGGUCCGUAUUCAGGAGUUGUGCUACAGAAACAGAUUGCCGAGGAGCGAACAGGUCGUCUGAUGACAGAAGAUGUAGGGACUACGACCCAAGUAACCUGUAUCUGGACGACUUCCGGUGCUCGUGGUGCUGUAACACAGCACUCUGUAACACGGGGACUGUCCCUUCUGACCUGUACUCGCCCUAACUUUGACUAGACAGGGACCGCUUCUUACAACGUUAACUCGCUCUCGACGUCGGCAUCCCUAGAUCUACAGCUCCAACAAAACAAUCUUUGGGACAAAUGUUCUCGUCCUAAACUUCGACUACAACUAUCAACAUGCUCUACAGCUGCUAAAAAAUUGCUUUACAUAUAGUUUUGACAGGAGUCUAACAGAGGCGACAACAUCAAAUAUAUCUCUGUACAAAGUUACAGUAUACAAUUGUUUCAUGGCUAUUUGGGGAACAGUCAAAACUAUCAUCCCGAGGUAGGGGGAAGCCCUGGGGAACUGUUUGCCUGAGGCCGCUAGCCAGAAACAGUCAAAAAUGACUAAUUAUAAUUUAUAUAGACUAUUGGGUAAUAAUACUGAUUACUCUGUCAAUAUCGACUGUCUUUUGUGAUACUGUUACUCACCAAAGUCAUGUUGUCUUCAGUUACAUCACAACACACACCAAACUGCCUUGAUGGUACAACAGGCACUUUAAUUCAGAAAUAUUACCGACGUAUACAACACACAACUUUUCAUAAGAUUUCUUUGUUUAACAAUCUUUAAGUAAUAAAACAUAUCCAAAUCAACAUGCGAUUUGUUUUUCUUCAAUUCACAAAAAUGUGUGGACUUCCCUUUCAUGCCAUCUGAUUAGCGGACGUGACGUCGAC
Mizuhopecten yessoensis (Yesso scallop) is the source of this 1246-nucleotide messenger RNA. Its product is annotated as integumentary mucin C.1-like. Bases 32 to 577 code for a protein of 181 amino acids. The record is from RefSeq and is a predicted model, not a curated record. NCBI's taxonomy places the organism in Eukaryota, Metazoa, Mollusca, Bivalvia, Pectinida, Pectinidae. The transcript has 3 exons.